Bacillus rossius redtenbacheri is the source of this 759-nucleotide messenger RNA. Its product is annotated as peptide deformylase, mitochondrial-like. Gene Ontology annotation, molecular function: peptide deformylase activity. The transcript has 2 exons. Gene Ontology annotation, biological process: peptidyl-methionine modification. NCBI's taxonomy places the organism in Eukaryota, Metazoa, Arthropoda, Insecta, Phasmatodea, Bacillidae. Gene Ontology annotation, cellular component: mitochondrion. Bases 397 to 672 code for a protein of 91 amino acids. The record is from RefSeq and is a predicted model, not a curated record.
UGCAUCAAGACAUGAAUGAAAUACAAAAUAAAUAAUUUUAAUAUUUUUUACUAUAUAGAAACCUACAAUAUUUAUUUAAUCUCACCAUAAUACGAAUAUUUAAUCAAGUAACAUGCAAUUUAUUCCUGAAUAAAAAUAUAUAUUCUUUGAAAUUUUGUUUGAAAAAUAGCAAAUAUAGAUUUGAUAGGCCUACACUUAUUAAAAUAAAGUUGGGGCGAGAAGUAUUAAAAUAUGAUGAUACUAGUACUCCAUUCCCCUUAAAACACAAUUAUUGUGCACAACUGAAAUAGUACAGUUGAGUUGAACAUAUACUCAAUUUGUUUUGCAGCGACCUGAACCUUCGACAUCUGGAUUUUCAACAUCUGGUCCUGGACCUUCGACAUCUGGGCUUUCGAAAUGUGGAUCUUCGACAUCUGGACUGACAACUGGAUCUUCGAGAUCUGUACGGACGAGACUGGCCGCACUGUGUCGUGGCAUGCGAGCGGGUGGCCCGCACGCAUCGCGCAACAUGAGAUGGACCAUCUGAGGGGCCGGCUGUACAGCGAUGUGAUGAUCUGCACAUCUCUGACCUGCGGGUGCUGGCAGGAGGUGAACGCGACGGGCGGCCGGCUGCACAUACCCUUCACUCCGAGGAAGGGAGCCACGCGCGUCCUGUUGCGACAGGCCACGUGACGUAGCUUCGGCCGUCACCGCUUCCUCAACUCCCAUUUUUGUGUGUGCUUCCAACUGUUUGAAUAAAUAUCUGGUGUUAUGAAUGAA